Molecule: messenger RNA, 1653 nt
Organism: Penicillium salamii
Lineage: Eukaryota; Fungi; Ascomycota; Eurotiomycetes; Eurotiales; Aspergillaceae
Source: the annotation of a GenBank genome assembly
AUGAUGGCAUCAUCAGCAUUGUUCACUGCUUCACGCAGUCAGACACUCACCUACCUCUUAGCGGUGUGCCCCUUCUCCAUCGCCUUCCUAGUCUUCAUCAACUCAUCCAUCUCCUUCGUGGUAACCAAUCUGAUUGGGCUUCAACAUGGAGAGGGAGAUGCCGUCGGAACUCUAGGGUUUGCAGAUGAACUGCUUGCGCUGGUCGCCUGCCCACUCUGGGGCGUUCUCUCAGAUCGAAUCGGUGUUCGACAUGUUUGUACAGCGGGCUACGCUAUUUUAGCGCUUGCGCUAGUCGUAUUGGUACAGGCCACAAACAUCUACCCCCAGCUUCUACUGGGCAGGUUACUUUUCAGCGUCGGUGGCUCUGCUGUGUCGACUAUGGUCACUGCAGUCCUACCGACUGUCACUGGCAAAGCCAAUCCUCAGGCAAACCGUGAAUCGGUUUGUUCAGAGUUGACCAUCACGCCGGAGCGAGUCAGGAACGGCCACAAUGUCUCUGGAACGAGCGCAUCCCCGUCUGCUCGACUCUCUGGGUUUGUUGGUACAUGUGCCGGCUGUGGUGCACUUGUGGCAUUGAGUGUGUUCCUACCGCUCGCAGCACGAUUUGAAAAGAAUGGACUUUCUCCUGCGCAGGCGAUCCAACGCAGUUAUUAUGUAGUCGCUGCUGUCGCUCUUGCGAUCAGCUUCGUUUGUUUUAUUGGACUGCGCGAUCUCCCUGGCGAAAAGGGCAAAAGCUGGAGUGCGUUGUGGAAGUCUGAUUCAUGUGAAGAUGACGAGGACGACGAUUCAUUUGUCGAGUACCCCAAAAUGUCCUAUUGGAAGCAACUAACGACCGCCUUGACGUUGGGCUUCCGGAACCGCUGCAUUGGGCUGGGCUAUGUUGGAGGCUUUGUGGCGCGCGCUUCAUCGGUCGGGAUAUCAUUGUUCAUCCCCCUCGCUGUCAACCAUUAUUACCGGGCGUCGGGUCUCUGCCACGAAGAUCGUGAGCCUGCACCUGGUUCUGGGCUGGGAGACAUCAAAAAAGCAUGUCCACGUGCAUACAUCGUCGCGUCCAUAUUGACUGGGUCCUCACAGCUGGUUGCAUUGCUUGCAGCGCCAGCAUUCGGAUACCUGACCGACAAGUCGCGCCGAUACAAUUUCCCACUUUUGUUUGCCGCAUUGGUAGGAGUCAUCGGUUACGUUCUCUUCGCAUGUCUCCCAAACCCUCAAUUCGAAAAACCCGACGGCAGCCUUUGGGUGUUUGUGGUGAUGGCUCUGCUCGGGAUUAGCCAGAUUGGAGCCAUUGUGUGUAGCUUGGCAGUGCUGAGCAACGGAAUCUUGCGGGUCAGCAUCGAUGACGAGGCACUAAGAAAGUUAUACGAAGAGCGACGUGCCAACGGGGACGAGAACGAGCCCGACGAGGGCCAGUCUCUUCUGGGCGGGUCCGUCAACCGGAGAUUAGAGCAUCUGUCCCACCUUAAAGGCUCCAUUGCCGGGGUUUACUCCUUGUACGGUGGGGUGGGAAUCUUACUGCUGACGAAAGUGGGUGGGCUGCUUUUUGAUGUGCUAUCAUCCAGCACCCCAUUUUUUAUCAUGGCCGGUUUCAAUGGGAUCUUGCUCGCCACGGGGAUUCUUUGUGGGAGUAUGAAUCAUUUCGGGUUUGGGCUUUAUUAG